GCCUGGGAGAGCAAGGGGCGGCGCGAGGCCGGGGGCGGGGCGGAGCGGAGCGGGUGGACCGAGCUUGGGCUACCGGGAUGCUGUGUCUCUGGAGACGGGAGGUUGGCAACCAUUGCUCUCCUCCGAGCCCGGGACCCUCAUGCCUUCUAACUCUUGCCUCUUUCAGGAUACCGCAGUGGCAUCUUCCUUACUUUGUCCGUUCUUCGGGCUCGCGAUCUUCCUUCCGGAGCCAUGUCAGAAGGAGUGGACUUGAUUGAUAUCUAUGCUGACGAGGAGUUCAAUCAGGACCCAGAGUUCAACAAUACAGAUCAGAUUGACCUCUAUGAUGACGUGUUGACAGCCACCUCCCAGCCCUCAGAUGAUAGAAGCAGCAGCACUGAGCCACCUCCUCCUGUUCGCCAGGAGCCGUCUCCCAAGCCCAAUAACAAGAGUCCUGCGAUCCUGUACACGUACAGCGGCCUCCGCAAUAGGCGAGCUGCUGUCUACGUGGGCAGCUUCUCCUGGUGGACCACAGACCAGCAGCUGAUCCAGGUUAUUCGCUCUAUAGGAGUCUAUGAUGUGGUGGAGUUGAAAUUUGCAGAGAAUCGAGCAAAUGGCCAGUCCAAAGGGUAUGCUGAGGUGGUGGUAGCCUCUGAAAACUCUGUCCACAAAUUGUUGGAACUCCUUCCAGGAAAAGUUCUUAAUGGAGAAAAAGUGGACGUGAGGCCGGCCACCCGGCAAAACCUGUCACAGUUUGAGGCACAGGCUCGGAAACGUGAGUGCGUCCGAGUCCCAAGAGGGGGAAUACCUCCACGGGCCCAUUCCCGGGAUUCUAGUGAUUCUGCUGAUGGACGGGCCACACCCUCUGAGAACCUUGUACCCUCAUCGGCCCGUGUGGAUAAGCCCCCCAGUGUGCUACCCUACUUCAAUCGCCCUCCUUCAGCCCUCCCCCUGAUGGGUUUGCCCCCACCCCCAAUUCCACCUCCUCCUCCUCUCUCCUCAAGUUUUGGGGUCCCUCCUCCUCCUCCUGGCAUCCACUACCAGCAUCUCAUGCCCCCUCCUCCUCGAUUACCUCCUCAUCUGGCUGUACCUCCCCCUGGGGCCAUCCCACCUGCCCUUCACCUCAAUCCAGCCUUCUUCCCCCCACCAAAUGCUACAGUGGGGCCUCCACCAGAUACUUACAUGAAGGCCUCCGCACCCUAUAACCACCAUGGCAGCCGAGAUUCGGGCCCUCCGCCCUCUACAGUGAGUGAAGCAGAAUUUGAAGAGAUCAUGAAGCGAAAUAGAGCAAUUUCCAGCAGUGCCAUUUCCAAAGCGGUAGCUGGAGCCAGUGCAGGGGAUUACAGUGACGCGAUUGAGACGCUGCUCACAGCCAUUGCUGUUAUCAAACAGUCCCGGGUCGCCAAUGAUGAGCGUUGCCGUGUCCUCAUCUCCUCUCUUAAGGACUGUCUUCAUGGCAUUGAAGCCAAGUCCUACAGUGUGGGUGCCAGCGGGAGCUCGUCCAGGAAAAGACAUCGGUCCCGAGAGAGGUCACCUAGCCGGUCCCGGGAGAGCAGCAGGAGGCAUCGGGACCUGCUUCAUAACGAAGAUCGGCAUGAUGAGUAUUUCCAAGAAAGGAACCGGGAGCACGAGAGACACCGGGAUAGAGAACGGGACCGGCACCACUGAGAAAGGAGUCUGGUUGGAAGCAAAUGUUUUUUUAAUGGACUUGCAUCUCCUCACCUUGAUCAGGACUAAAGGACGGAGGCCACUCCACCCCCCCCCCUUCCUCCAAACCCCUCACCCCCUUCAGACACCCAGGGAAUACCCUCUGCCCUACAGGACUGAAGACUGCCUGGCAGCCCUCCCAGUCCCACCCCUCCUGUUUGUCAGGGGAAGGAACCUGAAGACUUUGUGUGGUUGGGAGGGCUGGCAGACAG
This is a messenger RNA of Enhydra lutris kenyoni (northern sea otter), 1898 nucleotides long. RefSeq names its product cleavage and polyadenylation specific factor 7. Gene Ontology annotation, biological process: mRNA alternative polyadenylation. Gene Ontology annotation, cellular component: mRNA cleavage and polyadenylation specificity factor complex. Gene Ontology annotation, molecular function: mRNA binding. Bases 232 to 1647 code for a protein of 471 amino acids. The transcript has 9 exons. NCBI's taxonomy places the organism in Eukaryota, Metazoa, Chordata, Mammalia, Carnivora, Mustelidae. The record is from RefSeq and is a predicted model, not a curated record.